AUGGGAUGUCAGUUCUUGACUCAACUCAACUCAUCUCAACUCAACUCAUCUCAACUCAACUCAUCUCAACUCAACUCAUCUCAACUCAACUCAUCUCAACUCAACUCAUCUCAACUCAACUCAUCUCAACUCAACUCAUCUCAACUCAUCUCAACUCAACUCAUCUCAACUCAACUCAUCUCAACUCAACUCAUCUCAACUCAACUCAUCUCAACUCAACUCAUCUCAACUCAACUCAUCUCAACUCAACUCAUCUCAAACUCAAACUCAUCUCAACUCAACUCAUCUCAACUCAACUCAUCUCAACUCAACUCAUCUCAACUCAACUCAUCUCAACUCAACUCAUCUCAACUCAACUCAUCUCAACUCAACUCAUCUCAACUCAACUCAUCUCAACUCAACUCAUCUCAACUCAACUCAUCUCAACUCAACUCAUCUCAACUCAACUCAUCUCAACUCAACUCAUCUCAACUCAACUCAUCUCAACUCAACUCAUCUCAACUCAACUCAUCUCAACUCAACUCAUCUCAACUCAACUCAUCUCAACUCAACUCAUCUCAACUCAACUCAUCUCAACUCAACUCAUCUCAACUCAACUCAUCUCAACUCAACUCAUCUCAACUCAACUCAUCUCAACUCAACUCAUCUCAACUCAACUCAUCUCAACUCAACUCAUCUCAACUCAACUCACAGCUAUGCACGGUAAUUUAUACGGUAACAAGAUAA
This is a messenger RNA of Candidula unifasciata, 726 nucleotides long. NCBI's taxonomy places the organism in Eukaryota, Metazoa, Mollusca, Gastropoda, Stylommatophora, Geomitridae. The record is from the annotation of a GenBank genome assembly.